Naegleria gruberi is the source of this 2840-nucleotide messenger RNA. RefSeq lists its product as uncharacterized. Lineage: Eukaryota; Heterolobosea; Eutetramitea; Acrasida; Naegleriidae. The coding region runs from base 1 to 2802 and encodes 933 amino acids. Gene Ontology annotation, molecular function: DNA-directed RNA polymerase activity; DNA binding. Gene Ontology annotation, cellular component: mitochondrial DNA-directed RNA polymerase complex. The transcript has a single exon. The record is from RefSeq and is a predicted model, not a curated record. Gene Ontology annotation, biological process: mitochondrial transcription.
AUGCAAAAACUGACUGUUAAACUUUUAAACAAGGCUUCCUCAUCCAUCAACGGCAGUUAUCUUCAACAGGUGUUGGCACAAAAUUCAUGCCGUCAUCUAUCCCAAAGAGCAGCCUUUUCUACAUCAAUAAUUAAAAGAGAAGAUGUUGUAGUUGAAUCACAGGACUCAAAUGCCUCUUUCAGAAAACCUGCAUGGGAAAAUAACAUCACAACAGCCACCCUCUUCGAAGAAAAUCCUGCCAUUGAAGAAGGUAUUGUCGUUUCUCAAGGUUUAUACGGAGAACAAGCAGCUAAGUUGGAAAGAGACAGCAGAAACCAAAUUCAAAAGAAGUUUGAACAAUUUAUUGGUGAAAUCGGACAACAAAUUGAUGAAGUUAAAUUGUUACUUAAACAAAAAGAAUUAGAAACACGUUCUAUGGAUAUUGCAAAGGCUAGGUAUAGAAAAGAUUUAAAAUCAGCCACAUCAAGAAAUCAAAGUGCUUGCCUUCCACCAGCAAAGAAAAUAAUGUUGGAAUGGUAUGAACCAUUAACAAAAAUUAUUCGAGAAAAACAAGAUGAAGUUAAUUUCUCUUGUUCUAAAAAGAAAUCAUCAUCAACCAAUACUACAACCACCACUUCCCAAGACAAUUUUGCCAUUCCUCUCUACCUAACCUCCAUUUCAGCUGAAAAACUCGCCAUUAUCACUCUCCAUGAACUUUUGGCAUCAUGUCUCAAAGAAAGAGGUGGAUCACCAGUUUCUUCAAUUUCCUAUCAAAUUGGUGACGCUAUCCAAGCAGAAAUUAACGUUGAAAAGUUGAAGAGGACAAACUAUUUUAAACUCAUCAUUAAGAAUCAAAUGAUUUACCACAAUAUUAACAAAAUCUCCAAAUUGAAAUUGAAUGAAUACGUUACAUUCACAAAGGAAGAGCUCGUACAAUUGGGCUCGUAUUUAAUUCAACUUGCUCUCUCCACUGCCCACGUACCUCUUAUCUCAAAUCCAAAAGAAACAGUUCCUGCCUUCAUUCACAGAAAUAUUACCAGAAAUUCCAAGAUUAUUGGUGUAGUUGAACCAGAUGAUAAUUUACUUCAUUUAAUUGGUAGAGAACACGUCGCUCAAGAAAUAUUAUAUCCAAAUCAUUUGCCAAUGUUGGUUCCUCCAAAUCCAUGGACAAGUUCUACCGCUGGUGGUUACAUCGCUCUUAAAGUUUUAAUAAUGAGAACAAGAGGUUCUCACUUACAGGCCUAUACACUAAAGUCUGCCGAAUUGAACGAUCUUUUAUCUGGUUUAAAUACACUCAAUGAAACUAGAUGGAGAAUCAAUCCAACAGUAUAUGAAACAGUUCUUAAAGUUUGGAAUUCAGGAGGUGGAUUGGGAGAAUUGCCAUCAAGAUUUGACGAUACUCUUCCAGAAGAACCAGAAACUGAUGAUCCAGAAAUUAAGAAAAAAUGGAAACGUACAGUAGAAAAGAUUAAGACUCACAAUAGAAACUUACACUCUCUCAGAUGUGACAUGCUUCUCAAACUUAAAGUUGCUGAAGAUUUCAAGGAUAACACUUUCUAUUUCCCACACAACAUCGAUUUUAGAGGAAGAGCUUAUCCAAUCCCUCCUCAUUUGAACCAUCUUGGUGCUGAUAUCAACAGAGGUUUACUCACUUUUGAAAAGGGAAUGCCAAUUGGUAAGAGGGGUAUCUUUUGGCUCAAGAUUCACUUGGCAAACUUGUACGGAAAAGACAAAUUACCAUUCGAUGAAAGAGUUCAAUUUGUUGAUGAAUAUAUUAAUGAAAUUAUUGAUUCUGCCGAUCAACCUUUAGAAGGAAACAGAUGGUGGUUGAAAUCUGAAAAUCCAUGGCAAACAUUGGCAGCUUGUGUCGAACUUGCUGAGUGUUUGCGCUCUCCAAACCCAGAAGAAUUCUUAUCACAUCUCCCAAUUCAAAUGGAUGGUUCAUGUAAUGGUUUACAGCAUUAUGCUGCCCUUGGUAGAGAUAACCUUGGUGCUUUGCAUGUGAACUUGUUACCAACCUCUAAGCCUAUGGACGUCUAUGUUGGUGUAUUGGAAGUUGUAAAGAAACAUAUUGAAAGAGAUAUGAAGGCAGGAAACAAACUUGCUAAACUUUUGCAUGGUAAUGUUUACAGGUCUACAAUUAAGCAAACUGUCAUGACCAGUGUGUAUGGUGUGACAUUUGUCGGAGCUAGAGAACAAAUUCAAAAACGUCUUAAGGAAAAGAAGGAAGUUCCAGAAGAUGAUGUAUUUGCCUGUGCCUCAUACCUUGCUUCUAUUACACUUAAAUCACUUGGUGAAGUUUUUAGUAGUGCUCAAAAUAUUAUGGAAUGGCUCAAUGAUUGUGCUCUUUUAAUAUCCUCAUCAGAUACACCUGUAAGCUGGAUUACACCUUUGGGUUUACCUGUCAUUCAACCAUACAGAUCUAAACGAUCAAAGAUUGUGAAGACGGUUAUGCAAAGCAUUACUCUUGCCGAUUCAUCUGAUAAACUUCCAGUAAGCAGAACCAGACAAAAAUCCGCAUUCCCACCUAACUAUGUUCACUCCCUUGAUUCAUCCCACAUGUUUAUGACUGCUAGUGCAUGUCAAAAAGAAGGAAUUGAAUUUGCUGCUGUUCACGACUCUUUCUGGUGUAAUGCUGGUAACGUUGACAGAAUGAACACAAUUAUCAGAGAACAAUUCAUCAAUCUCCAUUCUCAACCUUUGCUUGAAGAAUUGAAUGCUACCUUUACUAAUUUAUAUCCACAAAUCCAAUUCCCACCUCUUCCAAAGAAGGGAUCUUUAGAUUUAACUCGAGUUUUAGAUGCCCCAUAUUUCUUCGAUUAACAAGUUUCUUCUAAUAAAUCAUACCACCUUUUCGAUUU